Molecule: messenger RNA, 8425 nt
Organism: Stegodyphus dumicola
Lineage: Eukaryota; Metazoa; Arthropoda; Arachnida; Araneae; Eresidae
Product: zinc finger protein ush-like
Biological process (GO): heart development; cell differentiation; negative regulation of transcription by RNA polymerase II
Cellular component (GO): nucleus
Molecular function (GO): RNA polymerase II-specific DNA-binding transcription factor binding
Source: RefSeq, a predicted model, not a curated record
UGCGAAGGCGAGAUAAGUUUCACUAGCGCCCCCCUUCCCAUUUACAGUUUGCUUAUCAUAUCAAACAGCCAACAGAAACCCGCCUGUUUACAAAAGCCGCUUUCCUAUUGGAUGAUAACAAUAACCAUUCUAUCUCGGGUUGAGAUAAGGCUCUUAUCACCCACCAACAUGCAUCGUGGAAGAAGAGAAUGGACUAAAAAUAAAAAAAUAAAUAAAUAAAUAAAAGAAAAAAAAGUUCAGUUUUCGCUGAUUUCUACCCUGCUUUGGGAUUACGAACCUCCGACGAUAAAAGUCGAUAUCGGCCCCAGCUCCUCCUUUCUCUCCUUCCCCCUCACCAGCGACUGUAACCAACUAGAUAACGCCGAGCGAUAAUGUAAAUGAACAUUUCGGCUUUUGGUGUGUGUGUUCUCUCUUCUCUUGCCGCUACUUUUUAUUAUUAUUCUUUGUUCGUUUCAUUUUUAUCAAAAGACGUCCGAGUAGCUGUGUGUUGAGUUGUUGGUGUAAAUGGCCUUUGUGCACUUUCGGCGCACGCAUGACUUGAGCUUCACUGGCGAAGGUGUCAUAUUUUUCAGACGUUUCGAAACUUCAUUUCUUGAAGAUGGCAACAGCGAUCAGUUCUCGUUUUUAUGUUCUCCAGGUGUCAGUCUGUGGUAGAUUUCUCACCGGAUGCUGCUUUAUGUUUUGAAAGAAAACCAUAUAACGCAUACUAUACAUGGAAAUGGAAUAUGAAGAUGCUAAUGGAUUUAUUUUUUGAGAAUACGCUCCAAUGACUGGAGAGUCAACUGAUUUUGACCAAAUAGCUCCUGAUCUCAAGUUUCCUAUUGCCCAGUUGUACCUGAAGAAAUUUGGGGGUGAAUCUUUGAUACUGACAAAGGAACCCCUCAAAGCUGGUACCGUGCUGGGUACCUACAAAGGAGGAGUACAAGAAAGUGAUACUGAAGACGAUAAAACCUUUAAGGUGAACCGUUCCGACGGUGGUUCUCCAGUCCACGUGAUGCUUGAAAAUGAAGGCCAUUGGUUAAAGCUGAUGAGAACGGCAGCCCUACCCACCGAUGCUAACAUUAGCCUUCGCAUCUCAGGAAGUGAUAUUAUAUGCACAGUCACUAAAGACGUCAAUAAAGAAGUGGAACUUAAAGUAACUUGUCGCAUUAGUGAGGCAGGAGAUGAGAAGGAAGAUAACUCUCCCAAGGUCUCCGAUGCUGAAGGUUCACCCGUAAUUCUAUCACAGAGAAGCCAAGAAAAAGAAUUGUUUAGUGCGGAAGAAAAACCAGAACUCGUACCAUCAUCAAAUGAACGUUCAGAAACCGAAGCUAUGUUAGACUACGCUUCGGAAGGAAGCAAAAAUUCUGAUACAGGAAGAACGUAUAAAAAUUCUCGAAUACGCAAAUUGUCAAGUGAAAAAAGGUUGAAAUCUCGUAGUUACGAUAGCGAUAGUGACUGCGACAUGGAUGAUGCUCGCCGUGGAGAAGUUAGCAGUUCAACUUCAGCAAUGCAAGAGGCUCCAUCUAGUGAUGACAAAGAGUUCGAUGGAAUAAAAGUCAAAUGUGGUAAAGAUGCUACUUCUAAGGACAGCAACAAAAGCAUAAUUUUGGAAGACCAGCGCAAGAUUCAACUGAAGGAUGAAAGUGGACAUCUUCCAUACGGAUGCCCUGUAUGCGAUUUCACUGCAAUGGAUCAAUACAGUUACGAUAAGCACGUGCGUUCUCAUCACAACCUUAACACUAGCCAUGCCUCUAAUUUAACUAACCCCAAAUCAUUUUGUGAUGCCUGUAAGAUUCAGUUCAUGUCUAUAAACACCUAUCAAGUUCAUAAGAAAUAUUACUGCAGAUCUAGACACGAUACUGAAGAUUUGCGGCGAACUUCGCCAGUUGCAGAUAUUAAUGUAGCUUCAACUGCUUUCAGAACAGCCUCUGAUACUGUAAUUCUUAGGAACGGCAUUAAUGGCGCGGUGACGCCUUCCAUCAUUCAGCCUCAAGCUAUCUACGCUGCCAUUUCAACAAAUCCGCUAAUACUGCUUCCUUGCUCUUUAGUCCCCGGACAGGGACUGGUGCCACAGAAUGGAGUCAUUCCAACAGGAGGUCCUAGCAUAGUGCUGCAGACAAAUGCAACAUGUUCUACAGUCGUAGACAAAUCUAUAAGCUCUCAAUCUGUGGAAAGCAGCGGUCCUUAUAGAAAGAGCAGUCAUCCUGUGAUAAACACAGGUAUUGAAUCGUCAGCAAAGGCUGGGUACAAUUCCAAAACACCACAGAUGAAACGUAAAAUGAGCGAAGGAGAUGUACUAAAUCUUAAAAAAACGUGCACAAGCGACGAACUUCGUGCUUCUUCUCCAGAUAGGAUCACCCAAAAGACAGAGAACGAAAACGUGGAUCAAGAGGCUCCUUUGGAUUUGAGUUUGAAGAGGAAAAGGAUUUCCAGUUUACUUUCCAGUCCUUCGUUAAUGAAACGUAGAAACUCCUCAGCCUCAACUGGACGCCCAUCACCACCUGUACAUUCUAGAUCUCCACCGUCUGGCUGCAUAGUGUCAUCACCCCGAGGUGCUAUUUCACCAUCCAGUCCUUACAAUAGUGAAAGCAGUUCCUGCUACUCAUCUCAUGUCCCCGUAGUUGUACAACGUGUAUCUCAGGCAGUUUCGGAAAGAAUUUCGCCGCUGCCUCCAGUUCUACAAGCCGCUGUUGUUGGAGACAAGCCAGUCACUACACCUGGAAUGCCUCCUCCAAAACUCAUGAAACAAGGAAACAAUGUAUGUGAAGAGUGCCACAUUAUAUUCUAUAAGUACGACAAUUAUUUAGCCCAUAAGACACAUUAUUGCACUAAUAGGCGCCGACAGCUUUCCGCUUUAGCAGCUGUCGCUGCUGCUGCAUCCUCUGCGCUGGAACAUUCGAGUGACGAAAACAGCAACCACAACCCUUUGAAUGAUUCUACUCAAAGCUGUCAUUCUGAUGAUCCUAGUAAACCUGGACUGCGUCGAAUGGAAUACGGUGUAGACCAUUUUCGGACGCCGGUUGCAAAACAGUCACAACCUGUGUACUCUUGCGACGCAUGCGGAGUGAAAUUUAGUACUUCAGACAAUCUGAAUGCCCACCAGACAUAUUAUUGUAUCAAAAAGUCCGAAAGCGCGAGGAAUGUAUCUGGAAAGAAAGGUGACGGAGGCAAUAGUCCCAAACUUCUAGAACCUCCUUUUUGUGGGCCAGACGAAUGGAAGUGUAACUAUUGCGAUGCGUCUUGUUCCUCAUAUGAGACAAUGCGGCGACACCUACUGACUCAUACUGAACUGAAGGGUUUCUGCUGCGCUGUUUGUGGAUACAAAGGAAACACGCUUCGAGGAAUGCGCAACCAUGCAUGCGAGCAUCUGAAAGACGACAGCACUUCAUUAGAUGAAUUUGUGGCUUCUUCUGUUAUCGCUCAAAGUGCAGCUAUACCAGUGUUGCCACGCGCAGUGAUUCACUGCAGUGAUGAAGAGUCUGAAACUAACAAAGAAAUAAAAUGUUUGGUUAAAAAGGAACAAAAAUCUUCUUUGGAACUCUUUAAUGAAGUGACAUCUCCUGAGCAAGAUUCAGUGCCAACAGACCAUUCGGAGCCAGAAGAUUCUCCUCGUAGUGACGGAAGAAUUUCUGACACUCGUCACAAACAAAGUUGUAGCGUCAAAACGGAAUCCGGUGACAGCAGUUCUGACGGUAAUGUUAGCAAUCACCACGAGUCAGUUAAUCCUUUAGCUUUCUGCGAUGUGGUCAUCAAGACAGAAAACGAUCGCGACGGCAGUGCCGACGACUCAUCAAGGGAUGAACUACCACGCUCGUACAUUAAGUUCGAACCUGAAACAGAAUGUGACAGCGGUGACAAACCACGAGACAUGUCCAUUUCUCCAUCAUCACAGUCAACGUCCGUGAUACGCGUUACGUCUGAAGCUCAAAGGUCAGAGAAUGGAAAACAUUUUUCUCAUACUUCGCGGAAGAAAAGGAACACUCAGGUGAAAUCACAUUCUGAACUUAAAUACUGCAAGUCAUGUGAUAUAUCAUUUCUUCACAUAGAUAAUUUUGUAGCCCAUAAAAAGUACUAUUGCGUGUCAAGAGUCAUACAAAACUGUCUUCAAGAAACGGCUACAGUUAAAUGAGCAUUUUUACCCACAUGUAAAUAUUUUAAUGCCUUUACUAAGAAUUGCCAUUUGUGUCUACUUUCUUUGUCAUUUCAACUUUCGCAGCCGGUUCAUGCAAAGCAUUUGAAUUCUUUGAGCUUAUUGCCUCUGCUGCGUGACUUCUUUGAAUAUGUGAAAGAAUUUUAUAAAAGUGUACGGAAUAGGUUUUAUUCAGUGUGUCCAAACUUUCGUGCUCUUAUUUUCAUCCUAUAUGAAAAUAACAUUUAGAUCAUCCAAAUCUUCUUUAAUCCAAAUAUUUUUUGGGAUGCAAUUUUUUUAUCGAAAUACUUUUUGGGUGAUUUAAUGCAGAUUGCUUUCUUUUUAUUUAUUUUUAACUACCAUUAAGAACUUAAAGGCAUAUUAAAAACAGUCAACCAUAAACUUCUAUACCUGGCCUAUUUAUAUUCAUGAUCUUUUAUUAAAUAUUUAUAGGAUAUUGUAACUGGUAUAUUAACAGAAUUAACCUAUUUGAAUGUUUGUUGUUAAUUCUCUGACUUGUUUCUAACCUAUGUAUAUUGCACUAAAACAACUAUAAAUUUAUAACGAAAUUAGUAUUAUAUUUUAAUUCAUUAAUUUCUUUUGUAUAAAUUUUGUGAUUAAAAAAUUUGUUUUUAAAAUUUCUAAAGCAUUUUAUGCUAAUCAAAUUUCAUAUAAUAAGAGAGUGAAUUAAAACAAUAGUAUAAUGAAGAAUUUGAUGAAUCCUGGUUUAACAGAAUAACUGCAAGCAGAACUAUGCGUUCAAGUAAAUGUGGUACUUUAGUACAGAACUAAUAAGUAGAAUUUUAUAAUCAAGAUUUAUAUUUGUUCGUUGGCUUAUAAUAAGGCUUUGUAAAGAGUGUGGUUAUACAUUUUGAAUUUCCUUUUAUGUAAAAUCUGUAAAAAUAUUUUAGUAAAUGUAAUAUAACUUUUUUUCAAUUUAUUAGUUGCGAAUAGGUAAUUUAAUUUGUUACGUUAUUAAGUAAAAUGUUUAAUAGAUGCCAUUGUAAUCAAUGUUUUGCAUCAUGUUAAUUAUGUUUAUUUUCAAUCAGUGCAGAAAUGCAUGCUUAUUUCCGUAUUUCCCGGUGAUAAAAAAUAUGAAAAAAAAAAAAAAACAGAUACUUAUGAAAUAGUUUUUAAAAGUAGAUAUGAACUGACAAAAUGUCAUCAUUUUUGUUAUUUUAAAUAAUAUUAUGAUGAAAGAAAAUUGAACCGAAAAAAUUCUGAAUUAUUAAGUGUAUCAAUAAACACAGGAAUUUCAAAAUUUAAAUACUUAUGUACCGCUUAUUCUGUUCAGAAUCUGUUAUUCUAUUUGAUCUGUAAUAUUAUUAUUAAUGGCUUACAAUGCUUGUUUCAGUACCUUCUAGUGAUAAUAAAUAUUGCAGACAAACAGAUGGGUAAGAAAUAGUUUUAAAAUGUACAUGUGAGUUAUGGAAAUUUCACGGUUGACUAUUUUCCUAAGCUUUAGAAUAAAAGAGAAAGAAAAUUAAAAUAAAAAAUAAAAAGUAAAUAAAAAUUAAACCAAAAAUUAAAUAAAUAUAAGUUAUUGUAAACCACUAAGAAACACAUUAAUUUUAAAAUUUUAAUAUUUAAGCACAAAUUCUUUUGUUUAAAAUUCAUUUCGAUUAUUAAUGCUGCAGGGUAACUUACAGGAGGAUAAGAAUCGAAGUGUCAAACAUUAUGAUAAACGCAUCAAAAUGUUUCAGCACCCCAUGACAUGUUCAACUGCUGUGUGAGAUUUCAUCCGUUUAUGUGGUUCAAUUAGGUUAGUUUCUUCUGAAUAGUAAAUGUGCAUCUAAGAAAAUUACACAAUUUUUCGUCUAAACUUGGCUAAUUUAUUCCUGAGGGGCUGAUAAAUUUUAAUUAUUAUUAAACAUUGUGUGGAAGUUACGUUGUGAUAAAAAAUUGUGCAUGUCAUUGACGUACAUAAAUACACACAAAAAAUACAUGCAAAAAUUGAUAUUGCUGUUUUUUUGUUAAACUUUGUUGUACGACAUAAAGGAAGUAUCGCAGUCGCGAAAAAUUUAGGAUAUCAUGUUUCAACGGAAACAUCCAAUUUGACCGUUCCUGAAUACCUUUUGACUAUUGUUUGAUAAGAUGACUCUACGUACAGACAGAAUAAAGGAUUUUUAUUCCAAAAGGGACUGUCAAAUGAAUUCAAAGUGGAUUUAAAGUAGUUUCCCCCCGUGACAUCUGUGCGUACGUACGUGCAUGCGUAUUUAUCUCGCAUAAUUCAAAAGCGAUUAGCCAUAGAGUAUGGGAUUGCUGUAACAACUAGUUGUGCACUUCGCUUUUUUACUGCAACCCGCAGUACCAAAAUUAUAUAUGUAGACAGCCACCUCCUCACCCGGCCUUUAUUUUCGCAAUUGUUGGUCGUAGUCAUAUGCUUUCAAUUACAGAAACGUUUUAAACUAAGAUAAUAUUCAUGCUUUGGCAAUGCCAAAUAAAAACAAAAAAAAAAAAAAUUCAAAAAAUAACGAAAUGCACCUUUUAAACCGUGCGGUUCGUAUAUUUGGAAAAGUUUUACAGUCGUUAUGAAAUGAUAAAAAUACAAAAACUCGCAUUUAAUUUCAAAAUUUGCAGUUUUGCCAUUUUCAGUAAUUAUUAGUAAUUAUUGUGAAAAGAACAAUUAUAAUUUUUUAGCUUCGGUAAAAUAGUUAGUCUGUCCUAAUGUUAGUUAAGGAUGGUGUUUGGUGUAUUUAAUUAUGGCAAAGCACACUAGGGCUCUGCCUAAGGGAAGGGAUGCCUUCGUGGAGGACUUUCUAAGGGAAACUGACUCGUAUACACGUUACACAUGGGGAAAACCACGAAAAAGCACUUCAGCCAGCUCGUUCGCGGGAUUCGAACCUCGGACCAAACUACCAGUGUUCAGCGACUUUACUGCUCGGUGGGCGUUAGUUUAGGAUGAAACUCAGUAAGUUGGCAUAAAAUAACGCCGGUCUAUUGGAAAAAUAACCCGUAAAAAUCAUAUUUCUCAUAGUUUUUAUUUUAUUUCUACCAGUGUCAUAAGAAGUUUCUAAAUAAAAGAAUUGAAUUUCAAAUAAUACGUAAUCACUAGCAAUUUAUUUUUAUGAAGUAAUGAAAAUUUAAUUAUUAAGAAUGGAAAAUGAACAGAAUAAGCAGCAUUUACUAUAUAUAUUGUGUUUAUUUGUAUGUAUAAUGGCAUCGUCGAUAUAUUUUAAGAUAUUAAAAACUUGUUUAAUAAAACUGUAUGUGGCCAUAUUUUCUCCGAAAAGCUUUCUAUAUAAUUUUUUUUUCUUAUCGUAUAUGUUUAGAUGUCUGCUACUUGUCUGCCAUUUUUCACGUUUUUCUUUGUAUUUUUAACUAAAUCUAUUUUCACUUUGUUCAUUCAGUUCCCGAUCUUAUUUUAGAGUCAUAUAUUGUUAUGUUUUCAUUAGCUUCAUUCUGUUUAUUUCAAGCUUUGCUUAAAAUAUAUAAGCAUUUAGAAAAGAAUUUUAUGCAUAUAAAAUAAAAAAAAUUUCAGCAACAAAAUAAAAAUUCUAAGAAUAUUUUCAAAACCGUUUAAGCAGCAUUUAUCAAUUAAUUUUGGAGCACAUAUAUCAAUGUGAUUCGCGUAUUACCUUAAAACAUCAAUAAUAAGCACCACUGAUAAUCAUCUCAUAUGUAUACUUACUCAAAAGUAAGACAUUAUAAACUAUGUAUAAUGAUGACAUAUGUAUACAUUAAGACAUAUUACUUUAAGAUUUGGAUGCAUAUGUUUCAAGUCAUGAAACUUGGCUAUUUUAAAAUAUUUUAAAUACAGGCAAGUUAACACAUAAAUUAUGAUCAAAUCGAAACAUUUAAGACAGGCAAAUUAUGCUUAAAUUGGUGUUUCUACAAAUUAUGGUUUUUAAUAGCAAACAUGGUUACUACAUUUUUACCAGUUAUAUCUCUGCAUAUGCUUGCGUAAACUACUUGGUCAAUAAUUUUCGGAAAAGAUCCGUUUUUUAAGGCAUUUCAAUAACUUUUCUACUCAAAAGUAUGAUUAGGUAAUUACUUGCUGAUAUUAUUUCGUGUAUUUAUUCUAUAAAAUCCCACUGUCUUGUUGAAUGAUAACUACUUUAUGCAUGUUGUAAAUAAGAAAACUUGAAUGCAAUUCCUUUAUAAACAGCUAAAUAUUUGCUUUUUGACUUCACGAGAAAAAUUCCGAUAAUAUGGACGUAAACCGUUUUCUUUUGUUAACCGUAUACUUGAUGACAGGUAUGACAGGUUGACUAUAUGGAGCAUAAAAUGUCUAUGAAUAUGUGAAACUGUAAAAAGUAAAGAACUUUGUAGUCUUGUUUAAAUGCCAAAUAAAAAGUGCAUUUGUUAUUUUGA